Sclerotinia sclerotiorum 1980 UF-70 is the source of this 138-nucleotide messenger RNA. RefSeq lists its product with no specific name. Bases 1 to 138 code for a protein of 45 amino acids. Lineage: Eukaryota; Fungi; Ascomycota; Leotiomycetes; Helotiales; Sclerotiniaceae. The transcript is spliced from 2 exons. The record is from RefSeq and is a predicted model, not a curated record.
AUGGGGCCAAAGAUCGAAUGUCAAACGAAACAAAACUGCAAAUCGUGGGGACUUGGUCAACUGCCCAAGACGUUGAAUUUGGAUACUAGGCAGAAUUCAAAGCCGGCCGUUGACGCCCUUCAUUGCAACUAUGAAUGA